AUGAGUACCCAGCCACACACUGUGACCAAGGCAGAGAUCCCUGGCCAUGUUCUUUACACCGUAGGAACGUGUGUGCUCAUUAUUGGCUCCAUCGGCAUCAUUGGAAACCUCCUAGUCCUCUACGCAUUUUACAGCAACAAGAAGCUGAGGACUCCCCAAAACUACUUUAUAAUGAAUUUAGCUGUGAGCGACUUCCUGAUGUCGGCUUCUCAGGCACCCAUGUGCUUUGUCAACAGCUUGCACAGAGAAUGGAUACUUGGAGACAUAGGCUGUAACCUGUAUGCUUUCUGUGGGGCUCUCUUUGGGAUAACCUCAAUGAUGACUCUGCUGGCCAUCUCUGUGGACCGCUACCUGGUGAUCACAAAGCCCUUGCAGUCCAUCCAGUGGACUUCCAAGAGACGCACCGUGCAGAUCAUCGCCCUGGUGUGGCUCUACUCGCUGGGAUGGAGCGUGGCUCCGCUCCUCGGCUGGAGUUCCUAUGUGCCUGAGGGCCUGAUGAUAUCCUGCACAUGGGACUAUGUAACCUACUCCCCUGCAAACAGAAGCUACACCAUGAUUUUAUGCUGCUGUGUGUUUUUUAUCCCCCUGGUAAUAAUAUUCCACUGCUAUUUAUCGAUGUUCCUGGCCAUAAGGCGUACUGGCAGAGAUGUUGAAAAGCUGGGGUCCUGCAGCCGGAAAUCCUACCUCUCUCAGUCCAUGAAGAAUGAGUGGAAGCUGGCAAAAAUUGCUUUUGUAGUCAUCAUUGUGUUUGUCUUGUCCUGGUCUCCAUAUGCUUGUGUCACCUUAAUUGCCUGGGCAGGUCGAGGCAACAGCCUAACACCAUAUUCCAAAUCUGUGCCAGCAGUUAUUGCCAAAGCUUCUGCAAUCUACAACCCCAUCAUUUAUGCAAUAAUUCACCCAAGAUACAGGAAAACCAUCCACAAAGCUGUUCCCUGCUUGAGGUUCCUGAUACGAAUAUCAAAGAAUGACCUCCUGAGGGGAUCCAUAAAUGAGUCAUCCUUCAGGACCUCUCUCUGCAGCCACCACUCUCUUGCUGGCAGGACCAAGAGCACUUGUGUUUCCUCUGUUUCUACUGGAGAAGCUACCUGGAGCAAUGUAGAGCUCGACCCUGUGGAGCCAGCUCAAGAGAAACUGAAGCCUCGCCGAAGUCAUUCUUUCUCCACAGGUGUGAGACAAGAGAAAAGAGACCUGCUCCCAAAGACCUGCAGCUGUGAUGCAGCCACUGCCCCAAAGGUUUCACUCUCCUCCAGUUCUUUGGAGAAGGUGCUUGGGCAGCCUGCCCUACCCAGUCCUUCUGGAGCACUCAUGACCAGCUCCCUGAGAGCAACUUCUCUGCCUGUCAGAUUGAAUAGCAGCAGUGUCACCAGUGGAGACUCAAGUACUUCCCAUAUGGCAGCUCAAGGAAGUCAAGUGAAUGGAAUUGUGGAUUCUCUGACUAGCAAUGCAGUCCCUCGCAUCAUCAUCAUUCCUACCUCAGAGACCAAUCUGUUUCAGGAAGAACUGGAAGAGGAAGAGACUGAAUUAUUCCACUUUCAUGACAAAAAGAGCAAUCUGCUGGACUUGGAAGGGCUUAGCUCAUCCAUGGAGUUCCUUGAAGCUGUUGAGAAAUUUCUAUCCUAA
Melozone crissalis (California towhee) is the source of this 1620-nucleotide messenger RNA. RefSeq names its product melanopsin-like. The coding region runs from base 1 to 1620 and encodes 539 amino acids. Gene Ontology annotation, biological process: G protein-coupled receptor signaling pathway; visual perception. The transcript has 9 exons. Gene Ontology annotation, molecular function: G protein-coupled receptor activity. Gene Ontology annotation, cellular component: membrane. NCBI's taxonomy places the organism in Eukaryota, Metazoa, Chordata, Aves, Passeriformes, Passerellidae. The record is from RefSeq and is a predicted model, not a curated record.